GUGUGUGUUCAGGGUGUGACUCCUGUCAAACAUUGACAGUUUCACUGAGGUUAGACAACUUCUUGUUUCAUGGCGAAAGGUCGGAGUUCAACACCGCGGACCCGCCGUUUAACGUCCUUCAGGUCCAGUGUGUCUGUCACUGCUCUACUCUCCACCGCUCAUAUAUGUCGUUUUGGGAGUUAUUGGCAAUCAACCAAUAAUGUUUGUGUGAAAGCUGCUCAGCCGGUUUCUUUCCAUUCCAACGGCUGCUUCUCUGGAAACAGUUUAAAGUGAAACUAAAGUUUUCUCCUCACAGUGUCGGCAGAUUAUCAGGAGGAGGAAAGUGACAACUGGCUGUGAACUGAAUGUGUUUUUCAAGUGUUCGUUUAGUGAGAAGCAGACUAAUGAGGACUUUGUGUUUGUUGUAGUUUUUACAGGAAGAUGAAGAUGUUUGUGGUGUUUGUGAUCCUCGUGCACGUUUCCCAGCAUGCCUCAGCUGUGGAGCUGUAUGAGGGGGAGGAGUUUGUCCUGCUGCCCUGUGAGUAUCACACAUUUGACAUGGACGACCCCUCAGUGGUGUGGAGCCGCUACGAUCUCAAUCCUCCAACCGUCCACCAGCGUCAGCAGGAAGGUGAUGAAUUUAUAUACCAAAACCAGCUUUACAGCGGCCGAACAUCCAUGAUGGCUGACGCUCUGGAAACUGGAGACCUCAGCCUCAAUCUGACAAAACUCCGCCUCUCUGACAGCGGCACCUACACCUGCACCGUCAGAUCAUCAAGAGGAAAACAGAGAGUGAGAGAAGUACAGCUGAAGGUCAAAGUUUACCAGCAUGCCUCAGCUGUGGAGCUGUAUGACUGGGAUGAGUUUGUCCUGCUGCCCUGUGAGUUUCAAACUUUUGACAUGGACGACCCUACAGUGGUGUGGAGCCGCUACGAUCUCAAUCCUCCAACCGUCCACCAGCGUCAGCAGGAAGGUGAUGAACUUAAAGACCAAAACCAGCUUUACAGCGGCCGAACAUCCAUGAUGGCUGAUGCUCUGGAAACUGGAGACCUCAGCCUCAAGCUGACAAAACUCCGCCUCUCUGACAGCGGCACCUACACCUGCACCGCCAGAGCAUUAGGAGGACAACGGAGAGUGAGAAACAUACAGCUGCAGGUCAAAGAACGAUUUCCACCCUGGGCUAAAGCUCUCCUGGUUCUCCUGGUUCUCCUGGUUCUUGGUCUUAUUGUUUCUGGGGGUCUUUUGGUGCAUUUUCGGCAGUAUUUCAUGUCAGUCUACCAGGUGGAGGUGGAUUCAGGGGUGGAGUCUGUCCUGCUGCCCUGCAAAACCACAGUUCACCUGCUUAAGCAGGUCACAGUGGAGUGGACGGACAGUGACAACUGGAAGGUCCAUGUGUAUCAGAACGGUUCUGAUCAGCCUGAAGAACAGAACCAGGAUUACAGAGACCGAACAGAGAUGAAGAGAAACCUGCAGGAACCUGGAGACCUCAGUCUGACCCUGAAAUACCCCACAGACAGAGACAGAGACACCUUCACCUGCACCGUCUACAACAGGGAGAGAAAGAUCCUGAUGGAGAAACAAGUGCUGCUCAAGGUCAAAGUCUGUCAGGUGGAGGUGGAGGAGGGGGCGGAGUCUGUCCAACUGCCCUUUAAGACCACAGCUAACCUGCCUGAGGACGCUACAGUGAGGUGGAUCCGCUAUGAA
This is a messenger RNA of Dicentrarchus labrax (European seabass), 1683 nucleotides long. Its product is annotated as coxsackievirus and adenovirus receptor-like. The annotation marks the transcript as partial. The record is from RefSeq and is a predicted model, not a curated record. Gene Ontology annotation, cellular component: external side of plasma membrane. Gene Ontology annotation, biological process: immune response; cellular response to lipopolysaccharide; cell surface receptor signaling pathway. Lineage: Eukaryota; Metazoa; Chordata; Actinopteri; Moronidae. The transcript has 6 exons.